AUGGCCAUCCCGCGCGGCGCGCUCCUUAUUUCGAUUGUCUGCCUCUUUGGAGCCGCCGCUACUACCACUGCUGCAGGUCCAUCCAUUUCAUCGGGAACCGUCGGGCCGCGUCGUAACCUUACAGAACUUCGCGGGUCUCGUCGGGCCUUUGAGCACAUCAUACCCCUUUCCAAGCCCGUGGCUGCACCCCUCGUCGCAGCGGCAGCAGCCAAGCUCAAAGCAGUCCUUCUAGAAGCUGCCACGAUAGCAAGUUUCGUUUCUCAGCUUCCUGGCGGACACUUCUCCAAGGGGGCUUCUAAGGUUUGCGAGGAUUUCGGCGCGCUGCCCGCGUGCGAUUUCUAUUUUGACGUGUUGGGUCCUCUCGGUCUGCCCUCUCUUCGUCUCCCUUUCGUCUCUCAACUGGUGCUGCUGGAUUCCCAGCGCAACGGGGACCGUCCUGUGAGCCUGAAUAUCGCCACCAGCGUUUCGCCCAGCGUCCACGAUAUUGGCGAGGACAAAAGGAAGGCCUACGUUUACCAGGUGGAGGUGGAUGCGACAGGGAAGGCGGAGUACUGCAAGUGCAAGGCAGCAGAGCUGGCAAAGAACGUGGGACAAGCUGGUGAUCAAUUCUAUGCAACUGGAGAGGGCCCUGCCAACUGGCCUGAGAACCCGUUUUCGUUUGACUGGGACUGCAUGCCGAGGAGGCUUCGUGCUGAUAUUAAAGCUCGCGAGGAGGAGAUGCAAAGAAAGACGAUGUUCACGGUGUGUGAAGGGAGGGACGUCCCUGGCUCCUACAAUGGGGACAUUCUGGUCUUUCCUGAAAUGCUGAUUUACAAGUCGCUGACUCGUUUCGAUGUUGAGUGCUUCGUGGAUGAGGCUCUCGUGCAGGAGCAGCCUCGCUUGCUCUGGCCGGAACCUCUUACCGGGUGCCAUAUCUUCGUGUGCUGCCACGUCACCCGCGACUCACUCUGCGGUGCGAUCGGCCCUCAAGUCGUGGCGAAAUUCCGCGAGGAAAUUGAACGGCGAGGAUUGAUCGACGUGCACGUCUGGCCGUGCUGUCAUCUGUCGCGGAAUGUCUCGAUGGAUGCGUGUGUUGGAAACGUGUCUGUAUUCAAACGGAGCAAGCCGUCAUGCAAUAACUGUGGAAGGAGGAGGUCCGAGGAUCGAUUCCUGUCUGGCGCGAGAAGGCAGCAACUUCCUCCGGAAGCCCUCGCUGCAUUGGUAGCAGCUGCUUCUGCCGGGGGGCAAUCUGGAGAGGUUCGGGGUGACUGGUACGGCCAAGUCAUGCCUGAUGACGUGGCAGACGUCAUGGAGCUCCACGUCAUGGGUGAUUCCGUGGUGGAGCGCCUUUGGCGGGGGAGAAUGGGGCUCUGGCCGCAGCAGCAGGUGGAGGAGCAGGCUGAUCGUCUCGGUUCAAUGCGGUGUGUUUCCGCCGACCCUGAAGCCUCGUCCGAACGUACUCCCGGCUCGGCUUCCGGUUCGGCUCUUUCCGACGCUGGUUCAGAAGUCUGCUCCUGCGCUCCCGCCGCAGUCACGCGGUCUUUCUCAGCUCAGUACAUCACUCCUCAAACUUCUCGCUCUAGCAGCGAGGCGUCGAAAGGAUCCAAUAACAGCCCUUGCGAGUACGCCAAGUGCGGCGCGGGUGGCGUGGCUCAUAGCCCGUCUUCCACGCUGGACCCCGUUAAUCGGCUUCGCUCGGCGAGCUUCCACAGCUGCUCGUCGGCCUCCUAUUCGUCGACAUCAAUCGCGUCCGCCGAUCCCGCCGUUAGCGACGUUCGCGGCGAGGUCAGCGGCGGCGCGUCUCUUAAAACGGACUCGUCUCUCUCGUGCGUCUCCGCGUCCCCCGGUUCUUCGUCGCGGUGGGAUAGUUACCUCUGCGGCUCGCCUUCACUGCGAUUCGGUUCUGCUUCUGAGAGUUCCGCCUCUCGCCCAGUGAAGCAGGGGCAGUUGCCGAAACAGCCCAGCUGUAAUCGGGUAACCAGUUUCAACCAAAACUUUGCAAAGCAAGAGGCGGAAACCGUUUCGGCUGGGUGGGUUAGCUGGCAGGGGGAGUCGUCUCUCGUGUCGGGGCGUGGUGCCAUUGCUGCCGCUGCUGUCGCCGCGGUGGCAGUGGCUGGUGUGUUUGCAGUGGUGUACCUUUGCAGGAAGAGAGAUUGA
Closterium sp. Naga37s-1 is the source of this 2136-nucleotide messenger RNA. NCBI's taxonomy places the organism in Eukaryota, Viridiplantae, Streptophyta, Zygnematophyceae, Desmidiales, Closteriaceae. The record is from the annotation of a GenBank genome assembly.